CUAAUUUCAAAAUUGAAAUGUGAGAAAGAAGAGCUUUUUGUAACUCAAAAUUUGGUCGAUUUUGAUACCCCAACGGUUGAUAACUCAAUUUAGGUCACAUUUUUUUACACCAACUCAAUUUGAAUCAACAAACUUUGGCACGAAUAAGCGUGCCCGUGUGAUCCGAAGGCUGGAAACCUACCUCGAAUCAGCCAAUUUACUAGUUUAGCUUAGUUGUGAUAAUCCUCUCAAAUUUGCCGAGUGGCGGGAAAUCAAGAGAGGGAAAAUAGGAAAGAAGAAAAAUUUCCCUUUUUUUUUUGGCGGGGGGGCCUUCCAGAGAGGUACGAAUCGACACCUAUCUGUGGAGAAAAUGGCGGAAAUCGAAACCCUAGGUAUUCUCGACGAGGUUCAGUCCAUCGUCUCCGAUAAGCUUCAAGUGGUUUCCUACAAAUGGCUCAGUCGGAACUUUUUGGUUUCUUCCAAUGCUGCGAAGAGGCUGCUACAGGAGUUUGUGGAGAAGUUUGGAUAUGGAUUGGAAGUGGUUUACUCUUUAUCUGGCUGGUUGAAGAACAACCCAUCGACUUACCAUAUAAGACUUGUGUCCAAGGAUAAACUCUCAGAUGCAAAGCAAGAAUUUGAAGAAGAUUGUUCCAUUCAAAUUUACAGUAUACAAGCUUGCCUACCAAAGGACCCAGCAACCCUAUGGAAUCAUGAAUUUGUCCAAGCUGAAGAUCUCUUUAAGCAACCAGUGGCAGUUGAUAAUUGCUUGCGGGAUAACAGGUUCUGUGGAGUUUCAAAUUCAUUUGUUAAGCGAGCUGUGGGAGGAGUAGCCUCAGGCGCGGGAAUCCUGCAGAUGAAGACCACUGGACGUUCUGUGGGCUCCACAAGUUCCGCAAAGCCUCAGCAGCCUCCCGAGAGUACAAAAACUUUGAAAACCGAGAGUGUUGUGAAGCUGGAACGAGAACAAGGGGGCCAGCUUGCUGCAGAUAAAGAAAAAGGUCUCCAGUUGUCCCGUAACAACAAAAAGGGUCAAACUGAUAAAAACUCUUCAGGAAGUGGAGGCGCAUUGGCUAGCAUGUGGGGUCGUGCAUCUGCUAAACCUAAACCUGCUGCUGCUUUGCCGCAGGCCAAUGACUCCAAACAAAACUCUGCUGCCAGUGCAGAAGCUCAAAUAUGUGCUCUUGAAUCAGUUGAACACGCUAGCAGUGAUGAAGAUGACCAUGAUAUCAGCGUUAAGAGAACGUCUAAUGGAGAAAGCAGUAGAAAGAGGAGAGUUGUCUUCGAUUACUCGGAUGAGGAAGAUGAACGUGAAGAUGCAGUGAAUCUUGCAUCACCCGACCCUCCGAAAAAGUCUGCCUCAUGUUUAAAAGGCGAGUCGGGUGCUUUUGAACUGGAGUGCAAAUUAAGUUUCAAGGAGAAGGAACAUAAGCCAAAUACGAAUGAGGCGAAAGCAGAUGACGUGAUAACUAACCAACAUUCAGAAGAAAAGAAGAUUGAGGCUCCCACUUCAGAUAAGAACCUUAGCCAUGUUCCUAAAACGGAGUCUUGUGAGAAAGAUAAAGUGGCUAAUGUCCCAGCGAAGAGGAAAAAACUAUUAAAGACACGGAUUGAUGAUCGGGGCAGAGAAGUUACUGAGGUUGUCUGGGAGGGUGAGGAGCCAGAUAAAAAAUGCGAUAAUAAUUCAGCUAAAGUUGCUGAGAGCAACACGACAAACAAAGCCACUAGCAGGCUACCGGUGGUGAAAAAAUUGCCUGCGGCAACCACCACGGCAUCAAACCAAGCAGGAAAAGCUGGAAACAAAAAGGGUCCGAAUAAGGAUCCCAAGCAGGGGAAUAUCAUGUCAUUCUUCAAGAGGGCGUGACGGUAACAAUUGCUACAUCUAUUUGUAUCUUGCAGUUUUAUAAAAACCUCGCAAUAAGUUGUGGCUUGUAAUUUUUCAUCACAAAAGUUAAGACUUGUCAUAGAUAGUUAUUAAAAGUAGCCUUGUCGUAGAUAGUUGAAUUUGAGUGUUUGUAGAGACUUCUAUCUGGAAAUCUUAUCUAGUUUUCUGACUGUCUAUCUUGUCAAAAACCAUGUAUUUUAUCAGGAUUUGUACUCCAAGUUGACCGCUUUUAGUGCCGUAAGGAGAUUAUAUGAUAUGAGGCUUGUUGUAAGGUGAGAUUUUAUUGUACUGAGAACUAUUAUAUGUUAAGAUUACAUGGAAAGAGAUCGUUCAUUGGUACAUGUGUUUCUAGUACAGUAUAAUUUUCCGGCAAAAUUUAGCUGAAUUCUAUAAUUCAAAAGUGACCAGAUAUUAUGUAAAAUUUUAAACAUAGUUUUCUCAGAGUCUAGAGAAUGCCUCCCUCUCAUCUUAAGGAUCUUCGAUUAAGUUUUUGGGCUCGCUUAGGACAUACUUUGGCAGCUCAUAUCUUGCACCUGUGACAUAACAGGUUUAAGGUUCAAUGUAAAUCACGAAAUAAUGAAUAAGAUGGAGAAAAUGCAGGAAACUAUGACAGGUAAAACGAUCAUGCCAAGAUGGAUUUUGAAGUACAAAAAUUGCGUUUUAUUUAGGUAUUUUAAGAUUUGCCAACUGCCUAUGAAUUACCCCUGAAAUUUGAAGUAUGCGUAAAACUGAAUGUAAUUUUUCUAGUUAAGUUAAAGUAGAAACUGGGUUAAGGUCACCUCUUUCAUCGAAACAAACGGUCAAAUCAGCAGUAUGAACUAGAAUUCCUGCACUAUCCAAAAUUGCCUGAGCAAGAGUUAUAUCAGAUUCUGCUGCUUCUCGUAGUGCAUCCCAUAUUUCUUUUGUGCCACCAUAGUGAGGAGCAGUGUCCCAAAACUCCUCCCUCAGCUGUAUAAGUUGACUUCUCGUUAUUGGCUGUGGAUGUUUCCAAGCUUUCGGCUUUCUGAUCUUCUUAACAUUGCCCCCGGCUUUCGCCUGUGAGGAUACAGAACAUCCCAUGUUUGCUUUCGCUAGUGUGAGCUUGAUCUUUUUCUUGUUUCUUUGAGAAAAAAAAAAAAUCGAGUUGGUUAUGUGUGCUUAUUUUGUAUGAAAUGAAAAUUUACGGAAAGUUUAUGAAAUGCUUGAGAUGAUGGAGUGAAACUUGUUUGAUGUGUGAAAAAGUUGAAUUUGCUUCUGUUGGGAAGUUC
Molecule: messenger RNA, 3108 nt
Organism: Striga asiatica
Lineage: Eukaryota; Viridiplantae; Streptophyta; Magnoliopsida; Lamiales; Orobanchaceae
Source: the annotation of a GenBank genome assembly